Messenger RNA from Aphanomyces invadans, 797 nucleotides. RefSeq lists its product as hypothetical. Bases 41 to 727 code for a protein of 228 amino acids. The transcript has a single exon. The record is from RefSeq and is a predicted model, not a curated record. Gene Ontology annotation, cellular component: nucleolus. NCBI's taxonomy places the organism in Eukaryota, Oomycota, Saprolegniomycetes, Saprolegniales, Verrucalvaceae. Gene Ontology annotation, molecular function: RNA binding.
AGGAAUUUCAACAUCAUUAUCCCAUCGGCAGAGCAGCAAGAUGGACGUUGAUGCGGACAUGCACGUCGACGAAGUAGUGUUGAGCUCGGAAGAGGUGCAGGCGCAUGCCGCGGCCGACGACAACGACAUGGACGUCGCGCCAUCGUUUCCUGCGUUGAGCGCGCAAGAGUUGGCCGGUGGCAAAGACGAUUUUCGCCGCGUCCGUGUGCCUGCCCACCGGUACACGCCGUUGAAGAACGACUGGCCCAACAUCAUGAAACCUCUUGUGGAACACUUGAAGCUCCAGGUCCGCAUGAACAUGAAGACUCGAUGCGUCGAGCUCAAGAACGGACCGUUCACGGACGACGCGGGCGCGCUGCAAAAGGGUGCUGAUUUCGUCCAGGCCUACAUGAUGGGAUUCGAAGUGCAGGACGCUGUCGCACUCCUUCGUCUCGAAGACUUGUUUGUCGACACGUUCGAAGUCACCGACGUGAAGAUGCUCAAGGGCGACCACUUGAGUCGCGCGAUCGGCCGUCUUGCCGGCCAGGACGGCAAAACCAAGUACGCGAUUGAGAACGCCACGCGGACGCGGGUCGUGCUCGCCGACCAAAAGGUGCACAUCCUUGGCUCGUUCUCCAACAUCAAACUCGCGCGGGACGCGAUCUGCUCCCUCAUCAUGGGCGCUCCGCCCGGCAAAGUGUACAACAAGAUGAAGAACGUCGCGACUCGAAUGAACGAACGUUUUUAAGAAUCCCUCUAAUUAUAUUGACCGACUUUUUCGAGGUGGUGGACGCGUGACGUGGCAGCACCAGAACGCA